Acanthamoeba castellanii str. Neff is the source of this 1098-nucleotide messenger RNA. RefSeq lists its product as uncharacterized. The transcript is spliced from 6 exons. The coding region runs from base 1 to 1098 and encodes 365 amino acids. The record is from RefSeq and is a predicted model, not a curated record. NCBI's taxonomy places the organism in Eukaryota, Discosea, Longamoebia, Acanthamoebidae.
AUGGCGCUUGCGCGUGACGAAGAAGAUGAAGGUCAUGCCCGGGGGCUACUCGCCUCUAUGGCACCGCCCUCGUCAAGCCCCUUGCCACAAUUGAGCAUCGCCGACAUCGCCGACGAUGAAGGGACGGCCACGAAGAGGCAGCCUGAGUUCGGUGACGCGUGGCUGCUCCGCGCGCGCUGCAUCGUCAACCAGGCGCUCAGGGAAGGCCUUGCGAUCGAUUGGAAGCAGGAGUUUCUCCAGCGAGCGUCCUUCUCGGUGCUAAUCAUGGCGCACCACUCUGCGCAUCAGGCCUACGGGUCCCGGUAUGACCUCAACCUCUAUCGACAGCUGAAGAAGGUGGGCAUACCCAUCGUGGACGUUUGCCACCCGGAUUGCACCGAAAUUGAGACACUGGUCACGCAGGAGCGUAAGUGUGAGGACGCCGAGCUGGAUCCAACGGAUCGGUAUGUUCCGUUUGAAUGGGAGAAGAUUCGGCAGUACAGUGUCAUCUUCCUCUUCUUUGCCACGGCCCCCAGCGCCGAGAACGCGAUAAAAAUGGGCAAUAUGCUGUACGAUUUUCUGCGAGACGGAGGCGGCCUGGUGAUGGGCUGCUAUUCCUACCUGGACUGCAACGAGCUGCACGGAAAGUGGUCGCAGGUGCUCUACCCCAUGGCCAGUUCCGACUACGGGUCCGGAUCAAAGAACUGGGAGGAGGGCAAGUUCUUGGGCACCCACAUUGCUGAUCACCCGAUCAUGAUCGGGGUCAAGAACGUGGCCAUCGCUCGAGAUAAUCGCUGCGAGUCGCCGUUGUCGAAUGGUGCCGUUGCGGUCGCGCACUACGGAGACGGCGUUCCCUUUGUCGUGCUUUUGGACUCAGAGGCGAACAGGAAGAACGCCGCCGCAGCCGCCGCGCAUGACGAAAGCGACAACGACGAGAGUGUACGGUGGGGCUCGACAGUGUAUGUCAACCUCUUCCCAGUGGCCAAGAGCAAGAAGGAGUCGGGCUGGUACGAGGCCUCGACCGACAUACCCCUCAUCUUUCGAAAUGCGCUUUGGUAUGUCUCACGGAAGCGAGCCAGCGGCUGUCGAUCUCUGGCGCUACCAACGCUUCCUCUUUGA